Messenger RNA from Arabidopsis thaliana (thale cress), 2082 nucleotides. RefSeq names its product GPI transamidase component PIG-S-like protein. Bases 61 to 1860 code for a protein of 599 amino acids. The record is from RefSeq and is marked reviewed. Gene Ontology annotation, cellular component: endoplasmic reticulum membrane; GPI-anchor transamidase complex. Gene Ontology annotation, biological process: attachment of GPI anchor to protein. The transcript has 13 exons. Lineage: Eukaryota; Viridiplantae; Streptophyta; Magnoliopsida; Brassicales; Brassicaceae.
CGACGCAAGAGAGAGCUGAGCAAGUGUACUUGUGGCAUCUUCAACUCUCGGAAAGCACCGAUGGAAGAAAUCUCCGAUCGUCUGAAUCCGGGAAUCACGCCGGAGUUUGAUCCGAAGACUAUGCGUUCCACCAAACCUGGAUUGAAGCGUCUCUUCAUCACCAGCUCUGUACUCUUUUCAUUCCUUUUAGGUGUGCCAUUUCUGUGGAAGUCAGUGGAAAUAUAUCGCUCUCCGUUACCGUUCCACGACAUCGAUUCUCUCUCCGAUCAACUUGAGUCGACCCCUUUGCGUUUCCCUUGCAAUUUCCACGCUGUUUUCGUCGGUUUUCGAUCGACGGAUCCGGAUAACUUACGAUCUCAGAUACAAGAUGGUAUAAAUCAGUUAACUCAUCAAAGUUCACAAUGUGGUUCUUGUGAUUUUUCCCUCUCUGUCACCGUUCAAAACCGAGAAGACCAGUGCUCUGAUACACUUGCGCAUAGUUCUACCACGUGCUCUUACCGUUGUGGAGUGAUCAAAAGAAAUGGUUUUAGUGUUGGAUUGGAUGAUACAGUGGAUGAGUCACUGAAUGAUGUGUUUAGUGGCUGUUCUGAGAACAGUGGGAAAAUGUACAGUGUUGUCGUGGUGAAUAAAGAGAAUGCCAAUGGUGGAGAUGAGGUAAAAGCUGUGGUGGGGAAGCGAAGGCAUGCGUGGAUUGUGGGCAAUGGAUUAGAAGAGAGGUAUGGUGACAUUGUGGCUAGAGUUUCUGAGAUUUUCGUUCAGGUGUUUAUGAAUGGUGGAAGAGAAGAAGACUCAAUUCAGGGAGAGUUUAUGCCUGUGGGAUCAGAUGGGAAGAUUGUUCUUUCGUUCAGUCUUUUAAAUUCCAAUCCACGUGAUUGGGUCUACGAUUGGGACUUUCAGAGGAUAGAUGAGGCAUUGUUGGCUCCGGUGACUAAGGCCUUAGCACCUAUAGCUAAUAUAACUGUUGAAAGUCAGGUUUUGUAUCAUACACCGAAGUCUUCGUUUUCAUCUUGGGAUAAAAAACUUCAGAGCUACAUCUUUAGGACCAGUGAUCUUCCGUUUUUUGUGAAUUCGAACGAAUGGCACUUGGAUACUUCUGCUGGAGCCAGUGGACGGUCCAAAAUACUGCAAUUUGUGGUAUAUAUUCCAUCCGGAAAAGAAUGCCCUCUUCUUUUGCAGUUGCCAAAUGUGGAGAUAUCUAAAACAAAUGGCUUCAUAUCUCCGAUGUGGGGUGGUGUGAUUGUGUGGAACCCGGGAAAUUGUGACAAGGACUCUGAAAGCCCAAGUAGGAACACGAUAUCGCUUCAGGAUCUCGAGCAAAUAGUCGAAAUUUUCUUGGGACAAUUCCGACAACUAUUUGGCUUUAAGUCUGAAGCCAAAUAUACCACUGGAUUGGGCACUUACAAGAUUUUAACUAGUGAAAGAGGCUUUACAGAGUGGGAAUUGGAUGUCUUGUCACGGAAGCACACUUGCUUCAAUCUCCAUUCUUGUUCAACAACCCUCGGUUCUCUCUCUAGAUUGGUUCGGUCACUCCCCAGGAUGAUUAUCAAGGAUGAAAUUGGAGAACAAGUGAAAUAUUCUCUGAAAGCAGCAAAGUUGGCUCAGUCUAAUGCUUCUUUGGGAGGAUACAGUUCUUCAGCCAGUUCAUCAAGAGAAGCAAGGUCUUUAGCCGAGAAUGCCUUCUUCCAUCCAUCCAUCAUGUCCGUCAGCUACUUCUCUUAUGAACAUUGCUUUGCAGUGUACUCACCGUUUUUCCUGCCGGUGGUAGGUCACGUUGUCCUUGCAGCAGUACGAGAAUGGAAGAGAUACAAACAAGAGAAGGCAAAGUACUUGACAUGGCUAACCAGAAAGAAGACGACCUAGGACUCUUUAGCAUACUACAGAUUCUCUGUAACUUUAAAAGUUUGUGGUUGAUUGAAUUCAAAAUUAUGACAAACAAUAUUACAUUGAGAAGGGAACUCUAGGUAUCAGGCGCAUUUGAUGUACUUUUCGUUGUUGUGUUUAUCUUAAGGCUUCUCUCACAUCAAAAGUGGUGCAAUCAAACAGUGUAUGUUUCACCAUGUUUACGAUUACAGAUGUCUAACC